This is a messenger RNA of Adineta ricciae, 4902 nucleotides long. NCBI's taxonomy places the organism in Eukaryota, Metazoa, Rotifera, Eurotatoria, Adinetida, Adinetidae. The record is from the annotation of a GenBank genome assembly.
AUGAAUACCAAUAAUAUCAAUACUCCAUUGUCAAAUCGAUCCGACGGUAAUGAUUCGGGAUCGAUCAUUCCUUCGAUGUAUCCGUCGACUCCAGCAGCACCCGGAAACAAUUAUUUAUCACACCGGACGUUUAUUCCGCCAACCCCAGGGUCUGUCAGCUCAGACAUUGAUACAUCGAAUCUUACAUCUAUUCAACAAAAUGAUCCACGAAGAAAUAUCAUUCAACAACUUGCACUUCUACUGCAUGCACAUAAAUGUCUUCAACGCGAACGACAAGCGCAAGCUUGCAAUGGAGAUAAUCAUGGAACAGCACCGACAACGACAUCAUUGAAUCUUUGUACAUUACCACAUUGUGCGACAAUGAGGACAGUGCUUCAGCAUAUGACGAAAUGUGCUGAUUUCAAAAAUUGUACAUUUAAUCAUUGUGUUCAAUCACGUCAUAUAAUACUCCAUUGGAAAAAUUGUACUACCCCAAAUUGUUCCAUAUGUGGAACAUUAAAAAAGCCAUCAGCACUUCGUCCACAGAACUUCAUUCCCAAAGAAUGGCAACAACAAUUGCACACCGAUCAACGAAAUCAUUUAGUAAAAAAAAUUGUUGCAGCACUAUUAAAUACUGUGCAACAAGAUGGCCGUUCUCUUCCACCUGAUCGUCUGUCAGCAGUUACAUCCUAUGCUCAACAAACCGAAGCAGAAACUUUUAAUACAGCUAUCAGCCAUGAAGACUAUUUCCAUCGUCUGGCUGAACGUAUUUAUAAAAUACAAAAAGAUUAUGAAGAAAAACAUAUGUCGAAGAAGCAGCAAAUCUUAACGACAACAUUGACAUCCAUAGAUAAAUCAGCUGGUGAACAAGGUCCACCAAAUCGUAUUGCGCCACAAUCAGAUUUCCCACCCUCAUUUCUAUCAUCUUCCUCAGCAACGCCACAAAUCAAGUCAGAAAAUCAUACUCCGAAUCCCACACAAUCAGUCUCCUUUGAUACGCAUCGCAUUUCGACUGAUAGUCUCAAUCGAAUGACUAUAAAUAACAAUACUUCAAAUACAACUAUCCAUUCAGAUACCAAUGGUACACAUGCUGAUGUAAAACCAAUUAAAUUAGAACAGAUAUCACCCAAUCACGAUACCAAAAUUCAAGCUAACACUACUACGAUGACGACGAUUAUUAAAAAAGAAGAAACUAUUAGUACGAGUGAAACAGCAGUCAAUGGUAAUAAUAUUACAACAACGACUGUUGAAUUGAUAAAAAGUGAAAAAACUGAUAUUGAAACAACUCAACCGAAUCGUCCACCACCGAUUGAUGCUGCAAGUAAACUAUUGCAGAAACAUCCAGCCGCAUUUUCUCCAGAGGAUAUACGAGAGAAAAUGACACCUGUACUUCGGCAGUUAUACGAUCAAGAAGAAGGUAUUUGGUUUCGUCAACCGGUUACAGAAGCGAUUGCGCCUGGAUAUUUUGAUAUAAUUAAAUAUCCAAUGGAUUUCUCAACAAUAUUCACUAAAUUAGAUGAACUGAAGUAUACGACACCGUUUCAAUUUUGCGAAGACAUUUGGCUUGUAUUUACGAACACUUGGACAUUCAAUAAGAGAAGUCAAAAAGUGUAUAAAGCCGGCCUUAAGAUUUCUGAAAUGUUUAUGGAACUAGUUGAUCCUAUUAUGAAAGAUUAUGGUUAUUGCUGUGGACGUCAGUAUGUUUUCUUACCAUCAGCCAUGUUCUGUUAUGGAGUCAAUGGUAUGUGUUGUACUAUUGCGCGUGAUGGUGAUUAUUUCGUUUAUACUAAUCCGGAUUCAUCAAGAAAUAAUCUCUCCGGCGAUAAAUAUACAUUUUGCAAGAAAUGUUUCGAUUCUGUUAAGUCAGAAUAUAUCUUAGUUGGCGACGAUCCCGCUCAAACCUUAGCUGAAUUACCUAAGGUCGAAUUUCAACAAGCGAAAAAUGACCAUCAAGAGCAAGAAGCCAUGACGGACUGUAUCGUUUGUUCACGACGUUUUCAUAAUAUCUGUGUUCUCUAUCACGAACAUAUCUGGCCUGAAGGUUAUGUAUGUAAAACAUGUGUAAAUCAGUACAAUAUUAAACGAAAAGAAAAUCGUUAUUUGGCACACAAGUUAACAAUGACUGAUUUAGCAAAUGCAUUAGAAAAACGCGUUAACGAUUUUCUUCGAAAAGAUUGUGAUCCUGAUACAGGUCGUGUUACCAUACGAGUAUUAGCUGCAAGUGAUCGUAUAUGUGAAGUAAAACCAAGAUUAAAGAAACAUUUUGGUACACAAGUACCAGACGGCUAUCCCUAUAGAACGAAAGCGAUAUUCGCAUUUCAAGAAAUCGAUGGUGUCGACGUUGUUCUCUUCGGAAUGCACGUUCAAGAAUACGAUAGUCGAUGUCCAGCACCAAACGCCAGACGUGUUUACAUCUCCUAUUUGGAUUCAGUACAUUAUUUUCGACCGAAACACAAGCGAACGGCGCUUUAUUUCGAGCUUCUCAUCGGCUAUCUGGAAUAUGUUAAACAAUUAGGAUUUGCUUAUGCACACAUUUGGGCAUGUCCACCAAGUGAAGGCGAUGAUUAUAUCUUUCAUUGCCAUCCAGCUGAACAACGUGUGCCAAAACCUAAGCGUUUACAAGAAUGGUAUAAAACAAUGUUGGAUAUUGCUGUGAAUCAACGAGUCGUCGUCGAUUACAAAGACAUUAUGAAAGACUGUACUGAUAGCGGCGUGAACAAAGCAUCGGAUCUUCCAUAUUUUGAAGGUGAUUUUUGGUCUAGUACAAUUGAAGAUUUGCUGAAAGAACUCGAUACCGAAGAAGAAGAUCGAAGAAAAUUCGAAGAACUUGAAGCAGUCAAAGCCUCAGAUGAUGGCUGUUUCGACGAUCCAAUCGAGCCUGAAGAGCCAACUGAAAUAUCGGAUAAACGUAAAUCAGGUGGUGCGACAACACAUAAGAAGAAGAAUUUUAAAAAAACAGCUGGUCAACGACGAAUAGCACGAAAAAAUAUGUCGAAUGGCACAGAUCUAAUCACGAAAAUCUAUGCAAUGAUGGAAAAACAUAAAGAAUCAUUCUUUGUUGUUCGUCUACGCAAUCCUAUGUCCAAUCCAGCAACGUUAACCGAUACAGAUCCAUUGAUUCAAUGUGAUUUAAUGGAAUCUCGUGAUGCUUUUCUUAACUUUUCUCGUGAUAAACAUUGUGAAUUUUCUUCAUUACGUCGUGCCAAAUAUUCAACCAUGGCUUCACUAAUUGAAUUGCAUUCAUCAACAGCAGAUAAAGUUUCGUAUACAUGCAAUUCAUGUCGACAGUUAUGUGAUAUUCGAUAUCAUUGUACCGUAUGCGAUGAUUAUGAUCUAUGUAGUAAAUGUUACACAACAGUUAAACAUGAACAUCGCAUGGAUCGUACAGAUGAUAUGAGUGAAACACCAGCUAAUUCAGAUACACCGUUAACAACUCAACAACAGCGACAAGUCAUGAUGCAACGACAAUUAGAUGCCAUACGUCAUGCAGCACAAUGUCGGAAUGCGAAUUGCAUAUUCAAAAAUUGUGCACCAUGUCAAAGAUUACUUCAACAUGCGAAGGAAUGUACGAAACCAUCAAGAAAUCAAUGUCCACUGUGUCAUAAACUUAUAUCACCCAUUUGGUAUCAUGCGAAAACAUGUAAUGAUCAAAACUGUCCGCUACCCUAUUGUGCAAGCUUUAAAAAUAAACUUCAACGACAACGUGCAGCAACUAUGCAAGCAGAUCGACGACGUAUCAAAGCAAUGCAUCGGGCCAAAAUGGCGCCAGGACCAUCUCCACUCAGUACACAAAAUACGGAGCCUGCACCUACACAGUAUCAUCAUCCAAUGGAGUCCGCCUCGCCAAGCUCAUCUGGUAAAAUGAUGCCCUCAGGUGGUAAAGGCGGUAAACCUGCGUCGAUGAGUGGAUUAGUGCGAGCUAACCUAUCUUCUCAGCAAGUCUCUUCACAGCACUCAGUUUAUUACAACGGUGGCAAAGGCGGUCCAGGAAAUGGUGCGUAUCCCAUGAUGAUGUCUCAUCCACAGCAAUCUUCACAGCCAUGGAUGACACAACAACAACAACAACAUCGAUAUGGAUCACAUAUGGCCAGUGGUGGUAAACCAAUGGCUUACACUCAGCAAAGAAUGCCAUAUGGUGGAGAUCCGUAUAUGAUGCGACAACAAACCCCCCAAGUGCCAUCAACAUCUUACCCGUAUCCAUCAAAUAUAGCUCCACCAGGCUAUCCGCAUUCUCAGCUAAUGGAUCCCAAUGCAAUCGCAGCAGCUCGUGCUGGUAAACCUAUGUUACCUCAGCAAGUGCCACAGCCACAACAGCAACAAGUACCAACACGAUAUCCACUGAACUCCUAUUAUAGUCAUCCGUCAUCAAUGUCUUACCAACAACAACAGCCACCGCAAAUGCAACAACAACCGCCCCAUCGAUCGCUUUCUCAAGGCCCAACUCCUGCCUAUUCGAUGCCAUCUACUCCAGCACCGUCAAACGGUGCUAGUUGUAAACCAAUUCUUCUCGAUUCGCUCGAAUCAAAACCUGAUGAUCUCUUAGAUGAUCCAUCGAAACAACAACAACAACAACUACAACAACCACAACAGUCACAGCAACAGCAACAAAUGUUCCAUUCACUUAUUCAAUCUCGUUCACGUUCACAGACUCCUUCUUACUAUCCAAAUAUGUCACCAGCUAAUGCUUCUUAUUAUUCUCCUCAACGUCCAAUGACACCCACAGGAGAUUAUAGUAUGGUCCAAGCACGUGGUAUUCGACCGCCACCUCCUGCUGCCUAUGGAACUUUAACUGUUCAGCAGCGUAUCCGAACUCCACUUGCUCCGCCGAUGUCAUCUGUAACGAGUGAUCCAUCAAUGGGUAUGACACCAAAUCCUAUGGGACUUCAGUCUACUCCACCUCCACCUUCUGUAACGCCUCGUUAA